Molecule: messenger RNA, 1878 nt
Organism: Nicotiana tabacum (common tobacco)
Lineage: Eukaryota; Viridiplantae; Streptophyta; Magnoliopsida; Solanales; Solanaceae
Source: RefSeq, a predicted model, not a curated record
AUGCGGCAAAAGUAUUACAAUCCUCAAAUUAAGACAGUCAUGCCGAUGGAGAAACAUACAUCAAAAGUUCUCACGCCUUCCGCCUCUAAGUUGUUACAAGAUGAGAUGAUACUUUCUGUUGGGUAUGGUCUAUUUCCAUAUAGUGGUGGAUCAUAUCUUGUGCGUUAUUACAACAAAACAGAUGGUGGACGUUUUGUGUAUUGGAAUUCAAUAGAAGAGGUUAUUAAUGUUCUUGCCAAGAGUUUGAAUUUUCACGAAUUUUGUGCAGAGAGUGCUGCAAAUUAUUCAAUGUUUCCUGAAAAUGAGCAUAUGAGCAGGGGCGGAUCUAUGUGCACGGAAUUGAUUGAGAUGGAUAAAUUUGUCACGAGGUUGGACCAUUCUCAACCAAGUCCUAGUUGUCAAUCCUUGAUCCAAGCGAAUGCCAAUUAUUCCUAUCUUAUAAAUGAACUCGAUUUGGGGUCACUUAAAGGCGGUCCAGGAGAAAUAAUAUCUAUUGGUGACUAUAACCCUAGAAUACGAGAUGAAGUAAGGAAACAUUACAUUCAACAAGGUCCUUGUCAACCUUCCAAGCAUCAAUUUUCCAAAACUCAAAUAGGAGGAAGAAUGCGUCAAUUUGUUCCAAGUUGGUUCAAUGGUCAAUUUUCUAAAUGGUUGGAGUAUAGUGUGAAGAAAGAUGCGGCAUUUUGCUUAUGUUAUUAUUUGUUCAAAAAUAAAUUUAUUCAUGAAAAUGCGGGUGAAUUUUAUACAAAAAAUAGUUUUAGGGCUUGGAAUAAGGGUCUUGAAAGAUUGCGUUUACAUGUUGGUGAUGUUAAUAGUGUCCAUGAUAAAUAUUUCAAGAAGAUCCUAGAUUUAUCAAAUCAUCAUCAAUCAAUUCAAGUUAUUUUUGAUAAGCACUCCGAGAAGUUGAAAAGUGAGUAUCGAAUGCGUUUAGAAGCAUCAAUUGAUGUGGAAAGACUUCUAUUGUUGUAUGGAUUGCCUUUUAGAGGCCAUGACGAAAGUGAAUCUUCAACAAAUCAAGGCCUCUUUCUAGGAUUCUUACGAUGGCAUGGGGACAAGCAUCCGGAUGUGGGAAAAGUAAUAUUAAAAAAUACUCCACAAAAUGAUACUUUGACUUGCCCUAUGAUCCAAAAGGAUAUUAUCAAUGCUUGUGCAAAAGAAACAUUAAAGGCUAUAAUUGAAGACUUGAAUGGAGAUUAUUUUGGUAUAUUAGUUGAUGAGCCCAAAGAUAUCUCACACAAAGAACAAAUGGCUCUUGUUUUGCAUUAUGUUGAUAAAAAUGGUGAAGUGGUAGAGCGAUUUAUUGGUCUUGUCCAUGUUAGUGAUACAUCGACAUGCUCAUUGAAGGAAGCAAUCUACUCUUUGCUUCCGGACCACUUACUAAGUCCGUCUCAAAUACGUGGACAAGGUUAUGAUGGAGCUAGUAACAUGAGGGGAGAGAUAAGUGCUAUGUCUAAAAAGCAUUUGGAUGUCGAAGACUUCUUUUGUCAUGUUACUAAUGUGUUGAAUGUCAUUGGAGUAUCUUUUAAGCACAGAGAUUUGCUUCGCCAUCUUCAAGCUGAAAAACUGGAGCAAUUACUUGAGUCCGGUGAAAUUCAUACCGGGCGAGGACUAAAUCAAGAACGCGGGCUUCAAAGACCAGGUGAUACUCGUUGGGAAUCACAUUUCAAAACAUUAGAUAACUUUAUUGUUAUUUUCUCAUCUAUUAUUCGUGUGCUUGAAGUGAUUGAACAUGAAGGUUCUACCUCAAAUGAGAGAAAUCAAGCAAAAUAUCUUUUGAGUGAGAUAAUAACAUUCAAAUUUGUUUUUAUCCUUCACUUGAAGUUGAAAGUUUUGGCAAUGUCAAAUGAGUUGAACAAGAUCCUACAAAAGAGAGAUUAA